Cephus cinctus (wheat stem sawfly) is the source of this 4098-nucleotide messenger RNA. RefSeq names its product probable phosphorylase b kinase regulatory subunit alpha. Lineage: Eukaryota; Metazoa; Arthropoda; Insecta; Hymenoptera; Cephidae. The transcript has 15 exons. Gene Ontology annotation, molecular function: calmodulin binding. Gene Ontology annotation, cellular component: phosphorylase kinase complex. The record is from RefSeq and is a predicted model, not a curated record. The coding region runs from base 300 to 3920 and encodes 1206 amino acids. Gene Ontology annotation, biological process: glycogen metabolic process.
UUUUUAGUGGCAGCAGUUACUAGCUAACUGUAGCUAACUGUAAGACGUGGUUGACAUUCGUUUCACAUUGUACUGCAUUGUACCUAAUUCAACCUGAUUGCAUCCCAUUGCAGAACUGUGUGUUAAUAUACAAAUGAUUUUUGUAAUUUUUCUAUCAUAUACGUAAUAUGUGUCACGCAAUAAGCUACCUCUGUUUGAUUUGAUAGCCUUGCGGACAAUGCGUGACGUGCGAUAAACGUACCCUUCGCUUUCUUUCUUCGAUUAUUUCCAAGAACUCAUCAUCAACAAAAUUCACCAAAAUGAGAAGUCGUAGCAAUUCGGGUGUUCGUUUAGAUUAUUACCAGCGAGUUGUCCAUAAGAUAAUAAUGGACCACCAAAAUCCUGUUACUGGACUUUUUCCUGCAAGUCGGGACAAUAAUCAUGCAUGGGUCCGUGACAACAUUUAUUGUAUCCUGGCAGUUUGGGGACUUUCGAUGGCAUAUAAAAAAAUAGCCGAUGCAGAUGAAGAUCGUGCCAAGACCUAUGAGUUGGAACAGAGUUGUGUCAAAUUGAUGAGAGGCUUAUUAAUGGCUAUGAUGCAGCAGAAGGAUAAAGUAGAGAAGUUCAAGUCAACUCAAAAUCCACUUGAUGCGCUACAUGCUAAGUAUAGCUCCGCCAAUGGACAGACUGUAGUAGGGGACACUGAAUGGGGACAUCUUCAGAUAGAUGCUAUUUCUUUAUAUCUACUAGUUUUAGCUCAAAUGACAGCUUCUGGGCUUCAGAUUGUCUUUAAUUUAGACGAGGUGGCAUUCAUUCAGAAUUUGGUGUUUUACAUUGAAUCUGCAUACUGUACUCCAGAUUAUGGGAUAUGGGAAAGGGGCGACAAAACAAAUCAUGGUCUGCCGGAAUUGAAUGCAAGUAGUAUUGGAAUGGCAAAGGCAGCCAUGGAGGCAAUGAAUGAGCUCGAUUUAUUUGGUGCCAGAGGAGGUCCAACAUCAGUAAUACAUGUUUUGGCAGAUGAGGCGCAAAAGUGUCAAGCUGUGUUACAGUCAAUGUUACCAAGAGAGUCCAAUUCUAAAGAACUAGAUAGUGGCCUCCUGUCCAUUAUAAGUUUUCCAGCAUUCGCCGUAGACGAGCCCAAUUUAAUUCAAUUGACGAGGGAGGCUAUAAUAAAGAAACUACAAGGUCGAUACGGCUUUAAAAGAUUUCUACGAGAUGGAUACAGAACGCCGAAAGAGGAUCCUAAUAGACUUUAUUACGAACCGUGGGAGUUGCGCAUGUUCGAAAAUAUCGAAUGCGAAUGGCCUCUCUUUUUCUGCUAUUUGAUACUCGAUUACUGCUUUCAAGGGAACAAGGAAGCAGUGACCGAGUAUACGAAACAUCUAGAGGAUAUAAUGAUAAGAACGGACGACGGGAUAAAAUUAGUUCCUGAACUGUAUGCAGUAUCGUGCGAAAACGUUCCAGCAGAAUAUGCUGAACCUGGCAGCCAGGAGAGAGAGGUUCUAGGUAGAUGCCCGUUUAUGUGGGCCCAAUCCCUUUACAUUCUUGGAAAAUUACUACAAGAAGGAUUUCUAGCUGUUGGAGAACUUGAUCCAUUAAAUCGUCGUCUAUGUAGCGAAAAAAAACCGGAUGUUGUGGUGCAGGUCGUAAUUCUUGCGGAGGAUGCUGAAAUUCGUGAGAAGAUAGCCCAGCACGACAUUCACGUGCAAACAAUAGCGGAAGUUGCGCCUAUAGAAGUUCAACCUGCGAAAGUGCUAAGCCACUUGUACACAUAUUUGGGCCGAAACAAAAAGCUGGGACUGUCUGGCAGAAAAUCGAGAGACGUAGGAAUAUUAAGCACCAGCAAACUGUACUCCUUGCACGAUAAGAUAUUUGCAUUCACACCACAGUUGACAGACAUGACUCGUUUCUACAUCGCAUCGGACUAUGAGCUCAUGAUUGACAUAUUCAAAGGGGAAAUUAAUUUCUUGAAGUCUAGCUGGCAGAACAUGUUAGGCCGCCCGCUCGUCGUAAUGCCACUCAAGAACAUUCACCUAGAUCAAGGAAAGAUACCGUUGGCCAUGAUAACAACUAUGAAGAAACUGAAGAGCGGCUACAUAAAUGGGACCAGAGUCUCUCUGGGAAAUCUUAGUGAAUUUUUGAGCACCUCUUGUAUUACAAAUCUUAGUUUUCUCGGUAGUUCGGAAGACGGUCGUCCGGACAAGCUCAAUCCUCAGGUCCAUCAAUACCUAGAGGAACAUCUUGUCCGCGCGUUUCCUCAUCGCACUGGACUUCUCAAUCGACCGGUCGUCAGAAGCGGCGGUAACCUUAGACGCAAAAUGUCGGUCAAAGGAGCAAUUAAGAAGACAAGGUCGAUCGCGGUAGAACUCGCGGUUCCCACCAUCCUCCAAGAACCGGAAAUUCUUGGAAUGGCUGGGGAGGAUCGCAGGCUCUCUGCCAUUUAUAAUACGAAUCCGUUUAUCGAAGUGACAGACACGUCUCUCCCUACGACCACAGCUACGCCGAAUCAACCUGACCGAACACCAUCGCCUACGGAGGAUCUCCUACCGUGGAAACAUUCACCGAAGCCGCAUAGACACAGGCUGGCUUCGGAAACACAGUAUGCCGAUACCGAAGUCGAGGAGCUGCUCGCAAUGUUACGUGAAACCGAGAGCCUUGAGGAACAGGGAGACAUUCUUCAGUAUCUCGUAGAUUCUCAGGGACUGUAUUUCAAUACCGGUAUGCUCGAGGAGGGUCGUCCCGUCACCGUCAAGGAUUUACUCAAAGGACUCUACGAGAAAGCUUGCCAACAAAAAAUGUGGGGUAUCGUGCGACACACUGCAGGCAUGCUGGGCAAACGAGUCGAAGAUCUCGCCAAGGCUGUCACCGAUCUGCUUGUCCGUCAGAAGCAGGUAACUGUUGGGAUGCCCCCUACAAAUGAGCACACAAUAGUAGCGCCACUUCCGGAAAACGAAUUACGAUCCUUGAUUCACCAAGCCUAUGGGGACGAUGAGUCCACCGCGAUGCUCACCCAGGAACUACUGGUCUACUUGGCGAUGUUUAUACGAACAGAGCCGCAGCUCUUCUUGGAGAUGUUGCGUCUCAGAGUGGGUCUAAUUAUUCAAGUAAUGGCUACGGAACUCUCGAGAACCCUCAUUUGCACCGGAGAGGAAGCUUCGGAACAUCUAUUAAAUUUGUCUCCGUUUGAAAUGAAAAAUCUCCUUCAUCAUAUCAUGAGCGGAAAGGAAUUCGCCAUCAGCAGCGUUGGCCGUGGAAACUUCUCCGUGAUCAGUUGCAAAUCCAGUAGAGUGAGCAAGAAAUCCCAAAUCGGCGGUUUUCUCAGCGCGGAUCAAACAGACGGGACUGAAAUGGAACCAGACCGACAGGGUCAGUGGCUAAGAAGACGGCGUUUGGACGGCGCCUUGAACAGGGUGCCAAGAGACUUUUAUCCCCGAGUUUGGCAAGUUCUCGAGAGGUGUCAGGGAUUGGUCAUAGAAGGUCGAGUGCUUCCGCAGAAUCUGACACAAGAGAUGACUUCCGGAGAAUUGAAAUUCGCUUUGGCCGUUGAGACUGUCCUCAAUACGAUACCACAACCAGAAUAUCGUCAAUUGGUUGUUGAAGCCUUAAUGGUACUUACUCUAGUCACGGAGUACAAUGUCGUGCCUUCCCUGGGGGGCCUCAUCGCCGUAGAACAUUUGGUGCAUAAGGCCAAUGCCAUCUUUCUAGAGGAUCAGAUGAAAGUCGAUGGGGAUGCAACUCUAUGUUGCGCCAAGCCCAAGGAUCAGCGCGAAACAACUGCUACGGGAAGUCUGCUGUGCGGCGGUGCCGCCUAUGUCUGCCAACAUUUCUAUGACAGUGCCCCGAGUGGCAGUUAUGGAACAAUGACUUAUAUUACCAGAGCCAUUGCUUCCCUAUUGAAUUGCUUGCCCAAAGAUGGCGAUUUGGAAUGUUCGAUAUCGUAGACAAUUUUACCUCAUAGGCUGUACCCUCAUAGGUCUUCUAGAUAAACUGCCAAUAUUUUGCUACAGCAGAUUUUGUUUUUCAGAAGUAAUAUUGAACUUUCAUGUCCAAACUAUUAAUUGCCCCGUAAUUUGGUCUAAAGGUCAUAAUAAAUGUCUUAUUUGAAAUCAACCAAGAUAA